Messenger RNA from Arabidopsis arenosa, 831 nucleotides. The record is from the annotation of a GenBank genome assembly. Lineage: Eukaryota; Viridiplantae; Streptophyta; Magnoliopsida; Brassicales; Brassicaceae.
AUCGUAAAGACGAGCUCAUCACGCCUUCGCCGGAGGAUACGCUCCGAUCUCUUGGUUUAAUAUCCGGUGACCUAAUUUACUAAUCUCUUGAGGCUGACAAAUUUUCGUCGGGAAUUGAGAGAUUAUCAAACCAAGCUCCUCAAUCGGAGAGUUAUCAUGCGAUUGUUCAUGAAUCUAUGGGUAUUGGAGUCGCAGAGGUUGAUUCUAAUCUGAAUUCCGGCGUAGAAGAUUCAGCGGAAGGAUACUUUGCUCUGUUGCAAAUGAUACUUCCAUCUCUUCUGUUGGUCCAGUUGGUCAAUCCCUUUCGACGAGGCUAUAUUUCAUUGGGAGUGAAAUCUCCAAGUCCAUGUUUCCAUGGUUCUUUCUCCAUUCUGCAUGCCACAUUUGGCACUAUCAUUGAAGAGGAAUUAGGUGGUCCUGUCGAAUCUUUCUUUAGUCAGUUUUCUCAAGAAAUUGUAGCAGCAGCAUCCUUUGGUUUUCAAUCUUCUGAGAACAGAGCUGUUGAAUCAGCUAUUCCACAAGUUGCUCUUCAAGCAUUGGCUUUUCUGAGUGAAAACACCGCUGCGCAGAGCUUUGUUAACUCUUUCACAUGUUUGCUUAUUACAGACUGUUGUUGCUUCCAUUGCGUAUGGGAUGCUGUUAUGGAGAAUAAGGAUCUCAUGAAAUUUCUCCAGACAAUACUGCUGCUUCCUCUCAAGUUGAAUCUGACAAUGACGACCAAUCUGAACGUUCGAGCACGACGGAGUGUGAAGUCAUGGAAACUAAUUAAGCCAAUGGAACUCCAGAUAUUCUAUUUUCACUUCUAAUUAAUACUAAAUAUCAAUGUUUUUU